Molecule: messenger RNA, 3698 nt
Organism: Vitis riparia (riverbank grape)
Lineage: Eukaryota; Viridiplantae; Streptophyta; Magnoliopsida; Vitales; Vitaceae
Product: pentatricopeptide repeat-containing protein At4g08210
Exons: 4
Coding region: 342-2414 (690 amino acids)
Biological process (GO): RNA modification
Molecular function (GO): protein binding; RNA binding
Source: RefSeq, a predicted model, not a curated record
AAUUAUCUUAAAAAAUUAUUUAUUGUCUUCCAAAUUUUAAUUGAUUUAUAGGCCAUGGUGUAAGAACUGACACACUUUUAAAAGAAGGUUUUCCCACUUGGAAGAAUAAAUUAAUGGACAAGGAUGUUUUAUUCAAGAGAAGUGAAGCUGAAGCUGAAACUUUGCCUUGAAGGAGAAAUACGAGAGCCAGUGCGGAUUAGCAGACAUUAAAAUCUUGCGUUUCAGGCUUAUGCAGUUGGUGUCUUUCCAUCUCAGGGCUUCGAGUUUUGAAGCUUUGAAAAUUGUCAUGCCGUUGAAGGUCUUGUACAGAUCGAUUUACUAGCUCGCCUCCAUGGGCAAUCAUGGACUUGCAUCGAAUAGUGAGUGUUAUACGCCAGUGUGGCCGACUCCGAGCUUUUCGACAUGGAAGAUCACUUCAUGCUCACAUAAUCAAACUCGGGGUUUUCAAUGACGUGUUUUUUGCCAAUAAUUUGUUGGCCAUGUACGUUGAUGCCUCUCUUUUGAAAGAUGCUCGAAGACUGUUUGAUGAAACGCUAGAAAGAAAUGUUGCUACAUGGACCACAAUGAUCUCUGCAUAUACCAGUAGUGGGAGGCCCGAUACUGCUCUCAAAUUCUAUGUGCAGAUGUUAGAGUCCAAAUCAGAGACACCAAAUGGGUUCCUGUACUCUGCAGUUCUAAAAGCGUGUGGUCUCGUGGGUGAUCUUGAAUCGGGUAAAUUGAUCCAUGGAAGAGUUUUUAGAGCUAAUUUAGGGUUUGAUACUGUUUUGAUGAACACCCUUUUGGAUAUGUAUGUGAAAUGUGGGAGUUUGAGUAGUGCCCGGAAUGUUUUUGAUGAUAUUUUGUGUCCUAGUUCAACUUCGUGGAAUACUAUGAUUUCAGGGUAUGGUAAAGAAGGUUUGAUGGAGGAGGCUGUGAAUUUAUUUUAUCAAAUGCCAGAACCAGAUACUGUGUCUUGGAAUAGCAUUAUUGCUGGUUUUGGGUGUAAAGAAAGUUUGGGUGCUUUGAGAUUUGUGUGUAUGAUGCACCGGAAAGGGCUUAAGUUGGAUGGAUUUACAUUUUCUCGUGCUCUUAAGACCUGUGGUUGUUUCCAGUUGUUAGUUAUGGUGAAACAGAUUCAUUGUUACGUCAAUAAAUCAGGUUUUGGAUCCUGCUGUUUUACUGCAUCUGCUCUGGUGGAUUCAUAUUCCAACUGCAAUGAAUUGGAUGAAGCAAUAAAAAUGUUUGAUGAAUAUUCAUGCUGCAGUGCCUCUAUUCUUGAUUGUUUGCCACUUUGGAAUUCUAUGCUUUCUGGGUAUGUUGUUAAUGAACAAAAUAGCGCUGCUAUCAAUCUGGCCUCACAAAUUCAUAGCUUGGGUGCACAUGUUGACUCCUACACUUUUGGCAGUGCUUUAAAGGUCUGUAUCAACUUGCAGAACUUUAGACUUGGGCUCCAAGUCCAAGGAUUGGCUGUCACUAGUGGGUAUGAGUUAGACUAUGUUGUUGGAAGCAUUCUUAUUGAUCUCUAUGCAAACAAUGGGAAAAUUAAAGAUGCAUUAAGAUUGUUUCACAGGCUUCCAGAGAAAGAUAUUGUGGUUUGGUCCAGUUUAAUCUCUUGGUGCACUAAGAUGGGACUAAACUCAUUGGUUUUUUCACUGUUCAGGGAUAUGGUUAAUUUGGAUAUUGAAGUUGAUCAGUUUAUUAUCUCAAGUGUUCUGAAGGCUUGUUCAAGCCUAGUAGGGCUUGGGAGUGGCAAACAGGUCCAUUCCUUUUGUGUAAAGAGCGGGUAUGAAUCAGAGAGGAUAACAGUAACAUCUCUAAUUGACCUGUAUGCAAAAUGUGGUGAAAUUGAGGAUGGAUUAGCUUUGUUUUAUUGUACUUCAGAGAGAGAUACUGUGUGUUAUACAGGGAUCAUUAUGGGAUGUGGGCAAAAUGGGAGAGCAAUGGAAGCAGUUGGGUUUUUCCAAGAGAUGAUAGAGUUGGGGCUAAAACCAAAUGAAAUAACUUUUCUAGGUGUUCUUUCUGCCUGUAGACAUGCUGGUUUAGUGGAAGAAGCAUGGACUAUUUUUAAGUACAUGAAAACUGAAUAUAAAAUGGAACCCCACAUAGAGCAUUACUAUUGCAUAGUUGAGCUUCUGAGUCAAGCUGGAUGUUUCAAAGAGGCUGAAGAAUUGAUUGCUGAAAUGCCUUUUGAGCCUGAUCAGACCAUAUGGAACUCCUUGCUUGGGGCCUGUGGAACUCACAAGAAGACUGAACUGGUUAAUUUUAUUGCUGAACGUCUUCUAACAACCUUACCUGAAGACCCUUCAAUUCUCGUUACACUUUCGAAUGUUUAUGCUACUUUGGAAAUGUGGGAUGAUUCAAGAAAAAUGAGAGAAGUAAUCAAGAAAGUGGGCAUGAAAGAAGCUGGGAAAAGCUGGAUUCAGAUAAAAAGUUAAGAAAUCCUUUCGUUGCAUGGUACAAUUGAAGAUUCCAUAAACUAAAGUUCAAAUUACAUAAUUCAAGCUAACAGAGAGGAAUGAUAAAGGAAGUGGGCAUGAAAGAAGCUGGGGAAUGCUGGAUUCAGAUCAAAAGUUGAAAAAUCUUCCUUCAUUGCAUUUCAUGGCACAAUUGGAUAUCGUAUAAACUAAAGUUCAACAGUUGCAUAGUGUCUUGAGACAUGUAAGUAACUGUUGUACUUGUGAAGCUAAGGCUCCACACAUUAUAAGGGACUGGACCAUCUAAUUUCCAUGCCUGAGAUGCCGAAACAUCAUCAUAUAUUUGGCAAUCAGAGGGAUCUCGAGAGGGAUGUGGUCCUUGAUGACAAUGUUUGGAGCCAUGUUGCUUUUACUUUAUGGGGUUUCCAGAAAACUUCCUUUCUUUGGUUGAGCCUACUGCUCUAUCUAAUGCUGCGUUUGAUUGCUGCCUCAAGGUUGAAGUUUGGAUCCCAGCCAAUAUCACCAAUCAUCUUUUUUUUAAGAGACAGAAAAGAGGUGAAAGAAAAAAAGUGCCUUCCGACCCUACUCUUACUUUACCACUCAAUGAUUUCUUAUAUGUUUCUUCAUUUUUCCCCUUCAGGGAUGUACUUGAACCAAUAAUUUUCUGUCCUCUUUUGUUACAUGUUAUUCUCAUUUAUUUUGCAGGUCACUGAUACUAUUUUCUACAUUGUUUGCAAACAUGGAUGCUUUUGAUGGUCCAGAGGAAUGAAAAUUUACCUCAUCAAUAAGAAGAAGAUAGAAAGUGCAGGCCACUGCAUUGACAACUUAGCACUGUACAGAGUUUAUAUGGACUGUUGGUGGGACAGAGAUGGAGUCAACAUCUGGUGCUAUGGUAAAUAGUUUGGUGCUGUCAAGUGUGAAAUGCAGAAGUUUGAGUCUCAAGGAUUGCUAAGCAGGGUGAAGGCUAGGACCAUAUCCAGCUCAGCUCAACCCUUCCAGGACCUUAUAUUGCCAGAACCUGCCCUGGUUAAUAGUAUUUUGAUAAGGGGAGUAGAGGUUAUUGGGUUUUCCUAAAGCAUGAUGAAAUUGGGAUUGAAUCUGAGUGAAACAGCCUAUCUAAUUAUUCUUUCUGCCUGAAUUCAUGCUGGUUGGUCAAAAAAGCAUGGACCAUGUUAAGUCCUUGAAAAAUCAGCAUGGGCCAAAACCUUGGCGAAAGUUGUUAUUUAAUGAUGGUAUUCUUGGUCGAAACUGAAAGUUCAUAGAGAAAAAUAAGAUUUUAGACCACACAAAUGUCUUAAUGUUAAA